AUUAAUGACCUAAUCAUUUGGUCAUAAAUUCAUUUAUACACUCCAAAUAAUUAUCGGUCAAUGUCACGUGAACGUGUAAUUUCACAUUUGGCAAAUGUGAAAGGACACAUUCACGUGACAUUGACCGAUGCUUUUUCACAACAUUGUCAGGCCAGAUAACUAUGUCCAUGUUUGACCUGUGUCAGUGACCAUGUGAUACAUGUAAAAGACAUAACAGUAGCACUGUAAAGAUGACUGAAGGUGGCGCCAGACGUGAUACACCAGGGUUCCAUAGACAGGUCCCUAUGUCCAAUCAAGCCCUGGAAAAUGCCUCCAAAGAGACAAGCACUGUAAUGAGCUGGCUUGGCUAUGGGCCGGAGAUCCGGCGGGCACGAGGAGACGAAUACAGGAAAUUAGGCAAGAACAAUAGCUCUGGAGUGGUAACGUGGAGCAUUGUGGGUAGCAAGGCUGAGGGGCUGACCUGCGUCUUUGAAAGUGAUCAAGACAUGUUAAAAAUACUCAAUAGUGUCAUCUGUUUAGAAGAUGGUGUUAAUGCUAGUACCUUUCAUAGGGAGAUGACCGUGUUGAGAUCAUACAGCCGUUUGAGUUACCCCGGACACUGUAGAUUGCUACUAGAGAGAAGCGGUACACCGAUUCCAUCGAAAGUUAACGAUGCGUUUUGUGAUGAUGAGUAUGGUCGAGAAAUUCUCAGCAAUGACUUAUAUCUUAAAAACUGGUCGAAGAAACUACCUGGGGAGAACGUGGCGCGUGCGGGACCGUCAUUACCAACUACAUUGAGGGGAGUAUUACACUAUGACAAUGUACAUGCAUUCCGUUACCACUGCCCACACAUCCUGUCAAAAUGGGCCGCAAGACCUCGCCACUGGCCGCCACCGGAAGCCGUUCAGAAAGUCGUAUCACUUGGGGCAUUUCUUGCGCCUGUUGGUUUUAAAGGAAGUGAACAUAAAGAUUUUGAAUGGAGAGUUUGUUUCAACGCCGGGGAGAUUGAACUAGUAAACAAUCUUAACGACACUCAAAUUAAAGUGUAUGUGUUAUUGAAAAUGGUUAAGAGCGCUGUAUUAAAUCCACGUAAGAAAGAAGUUUCGUCGUACACGUUGAAAAACAUUGUAUUAUGGAUUGCGGAAAAAAAAUCCUCAGUCCUUGUUCCAUGAAAGAAGUCAGUUGCACUGGUUGCAUGUAGGAUUGGAAGUGUUAAGAGCUGCGUUGGUAACCCAAAAGCUUCCAUAUUAUAUGAUUCCAGGUAGAAAUCUGAUGGCCGCCUGUGGACUUGGGGAGGAACAGAAGCGUAUAUGGAUAUCAACGAUUUCAGAAAUGAUGAAUGAAGGGCCGAGGAUGAUCUUGAGACUUCCAAAGAUACGACAAGUCCUUGUUGCACAUCCUGAACCAUUCCGAUGGUACAGCAGGAGGAGAAUGGAGCUGGAGAUGCUGGAGCUCAAAAGACAUAACAGAUUUCUCCUUUGUAUGGAUAAGAACUAUGUGGUUGAUGAGACAGAUGUUAUGCUGCAGGCAAUAACGAAAAGAAUGGAUGACAUAGUGACGGAGGUUCGCGAGAGGAUGAUUAUGGAAGGGAGUCCAGUGAACAGCCAUCAAUAUGUUUUUGAUCGAAUUUUGAUGUAAAACGUUUACAUUGAUCAAUUUGUCAGUUACUAGGCAUUGAUAAAACGCAUUUAUAAAUAGUGAGUACUUUCAUUGUUUAUAGGAUCAAAGAGCAAUGCUAAGAAUAAGAUGCUAAUUAAAUGAAUUUAGGUAAUUAUUUUGUGUUGAGUAAUUGAUGUGUAAAGUCUUAAAAUAGAUUGCAGAUGAAAGCACAUUUUAAACAAACUGUCUUACAAGUGUCUUGUUUAUAAUCGGCUAUAACUUUUAUCAGGACAAUAAUAUUUGCUAAAAAGUGAUUUUGUUAGAAAUUUUAUCGCAAAAAUGUGUGUUUAUCUCGUUGAGAAAAAACUUAUUGUGACCGGAAAUAUUUUUUCGAACAUAUUUCCGUUAUCGAUAUUACUAAUUUUCAUAUCUAUGUUUUUCUGCCUAGGAAAUUGCUUGAAUACCGUUUUUGCAGAAUCCAUUCAUAGCAUAUAGGGUUCAGUUUUAUUCAUUCAUUCAUUCAUUUCAUAUUUUAACAAUUUGUACAACAUGGUACAUUAAGAAUAUAUUACACAUAAACUAAGUUGUAUCUGCUUAUGACAAAAGAAAAAGCAAACAUAUAGUUUAAAAUAGCAUCAGAGUUGAUAAAUCAAGCAUACAGAGAUACAGGUUUAUAAUAUUCAAUAAAUUAGAUAACAUAAUAGAAAAAUUUGAGACCGUAAAACAAUAAUACUAGAAUUGGUAAAUAAAUGUAAAAUACUCUUAUUGAGGAACUGAUUAUGUUACGUUUCAAGUGACUAUAUAAUUGUUUGAUUUCAAUUGACUUAAUACCUAGCUAAAGUUUGAAUUUGUUUAUAUAAUUUAUAACUGAUAUAAUAUCUUUCUCAAAUCAGUACGUAUUUACAUUAUAACUGAA
Dreissena polymorpha is the source of this 2494-nucleotide messenger RNA. RefSeq lists its product as uncharacterized. The record is from RefSeq and is a predicted model, not a curated record. Bases 231 to 1151 code for a protein of 306 amino acids. The transcript has 3 exons. Lineage: Eukaryota; Metazoa; Mollusca; Bivalvia; Myida; Dreissenidae.